Molecule: messenger RNA, 865 nt
Organism: Phytophthora nicotianae INRA-310
Lineage: Eukaryota; Oomycota; Peronosporomycetes; Peronosporales; Peronosporaceae
Exons: 1
Coding region: 1-846 (281 amino acids)
Molecular function (GO): hydrolase activity
Source: RefSeq, a predicted model, not a curated record
AUGGACCGUGGCGCCGUUGAUAACCCUUUCAAGGACUGGAACGUUGUAUUCCUCCCAUACUGCACAGGAGACCUCUUCGUGGGCAACACGCAGCUCGAGGCCUCCGAAAGCGCGUACAAUCAGGCACUAGGUAACAAGCAGUGCCUCGGCCAAAAUCGCAGCAUGCACCUGAACGGCUACAAUAAUGCAAAGGCUGUGCUGGACUGGGCGCUUGAAAACUUCCCUGACCCAAAGCAGUUGGCUAUCGGUGGCUAUAGCGCAGGGUCGCUAGGCGCACAACUUUGGUCGGCGAAGGUUGCUGACAUGUGGAAGGUCGAGCAAAAGUCGACGAAGUUCCAGGUGCUGGCGGAUAGCUACGUCGGCGUCUUCCCGGAGCACAAGGCAGCAGCUAGUUCCCUUGUGAAUUUCUACGGCGGCUGUGACGUUGACUUGCAUUUUCCCGAGUCGAUGGCGGCGGAAUGCAAGGCGGGCACGGCUACGGCCACUGCCCUGGUCGACGCCCUUAUUAAGGAAACCCCCAAGAGUGAGUGGUUGUUCAUCGACAGCACCGCUGACCGCACUCAGCGAAAGUUUUACGAAUUGGUGCGGCUGGGCAUCGCGGGCUACCCAUUCACGACUCUUCUUGAUGCUGGCGAGUUCUUCGGUAAUCUGACGCAGAUUUUGGACUCGCACGCGCAGCUGACGAACGUGACGCGCUUCAACAUCGAUAGCGAGCAGCAUGUGUGGCUGAAGUCGGCGGAAUACGCGACCGCUACCAGCGUGGACGGCGCCGUGCUGGGCAAUGUGCUCUCGGAGUGGCUGGGUGCACCUUCAACGAACGCGAGCAACCCGCAGGUUGGUCAAUAGAGGCUGCGCAACUUGGCAA